AUGGGUUUGACGAUGAAAGGCGUGGAAGCUCAACCUGCACCUGCUUUGGCGCGUUUUUCGUCUAGAGGGCCGUAUCUACCAAGCCCACAUAUCCUCAAGCCUGAUGUUACAGCGCCGGGUGUAAAUAUUCUAGCAGCCUCACUUCCCACUAUCGCAAGCGGUUAUGCUAUCGACUCCGGAACAUCCAUGGCAUGUCCCCAUGUGGCUGGAUUGGCCGUUUUACUGAAAGCUGUGCACAGGAACUGGAGUCCCGGGGCGAUCAGGUCCGCAAUCAUGACCACUUCGUAUACGUUCACGGAUGACCACCACCCAAUCGCCGACCAAGGCUACGAUGGCAGCGCCGCAACGCCUUUUGAUAUUGGUGCAGGCCACGUUGAUCCUCAGAAAGCUCUCGACCCCGGACUCGUCUACAACCUAACCUGGGAAGAUUACGUCUCGUAUCUGUGCACUCUCUACAGGCUUCCCGAAAUUCGACUAAUCAUUGGAAAGCCUAUUGAUGGAUGUCCGAGCGGCCUCCAGUUGGGCUAUGAUGCUCUCAACUAUCCAUCCCUGACAGCGAUCUUCCAGAGGAAUGCCGCCACCUCAUCCUCUGCCACAUUCACCAGACAACUGACAAACGUGGGAGAGCACAUAUCGUCUUAUGUGGCGGUUGUGGAGGUUCAGAAGGGACUGAAAGUGAAAGUUGUUCCGGACGCUCUUCAAUUCAAAUACAAAUUGGAGGUGCUCGAGUUUAAAGUAACAGUGGAAGUCGAAGAAGUUAUGGGAGACACAUUUGUGCUAUACGGAGAUUUUAGCUGGAAAGAUGAGAAAGGACAUGUUGUAAAGAGUCCUGUGACGGCACUGUUUCUGUAA
Messenger RNA from Cryptomeria japonica (Japanese cedar), 852 nucleotides. Its product is annotated as subtilisin-like protease SBT1.6. Bases 1 to 852 code for a protein of 283 amino acids. The transcript has a single exon. Gene Ontology annotation, molecular function: serine-type endopeptidase activity. Gene Ontology annotation, biological process: proteolysis. Lineage: Eukaryota; Viridiplantae; Streptophyta; Pinopsida; Cupressales; Cupressaceae. The record is from RefSeq and is a predicted model, not a curated record.